Molecule: messenger RNA, 6923 nt
Organism: Gasterosteus aculeatus aculeatus (three-spined stickleback)
Lineage: Eukaryota; Metazoa; Chordata; Actinopteri; Perciformes; Gasterosteidae
Source: RefSeq, a predicted model, not a curated record
UGCAUAACAAAAAGUAAUGGCCAUCUAUUUGAGUCCUGAAGAAGGAGGGAUAUUUCUGGUCGGACUACCGUAAGGGCGAUUGACUUCUCUUCAUGUAAGUGCGUACGUUUUCCUUUUUUCUGUUGGUGAAAUCGAGUUGAGCCUCAACCAUUUUUCCACUGGAUGGCCGUUGGAAACGGUCGCUAAACGCUUAAUAAGCUUUUCGGGGUUAAAGCAGCCAGCUAGCCGCGCUAACGUUAGCUACUACCAGCGCUGCUGGGAGAGCCAACGUCUGGGAAGGGCGUGCGACUUGGACGUUUUCUCCCCAAGUCUCUUCACAUCUUAUUUUGUUAAUUUGGUGCAACGCGAGUCCUCUCUCCCCUCAAAGCUAACCCACGCUGUCUGCGUGGAGGGGACACACUUCACAAGAGCAUGACCACCCCGACCCAAACGGCGACCAGAGAGGAUUAAAAGCGACUCUGUCUUGAUGGGGGGAAAGUUGAGCUGAGGAUUAACAACUUGGGAUAAACCGAAGGGAGGUUUCAAGUCUUACCUGGUAUACAGGGCGUGCUAAAACCGCAGUGAUGGAGUCCACAGUUGUGAGUACGUCCAAUCUGGCCCCCGAUGAGUUUGAUAGGAACAUGCCGCGGAUCUGCGGCGUGUGUGGUGAUAAAGCAACCGGCUUCCACUUCAACGCCAUGACCUGUGAGGGUUGCAAGGGUUUUUUCAGGCGCAGUAUGAAGCGCAAGGCGGCCUUCACGUGUCCCUUUAACGGCAGUUGCACCAUUACCAAGGACAACAGGCGUCACUGCCAGGCGUGCCGGCUCAAACGCUGUGUGGACAUUGGCAUGAUGAAAGAGUUCAUUCUGACGGAUGAGGAAGUGCAGAGGAAGAAGGACCUAAUUCAACGGAGGAAGGAUGAGGAAGCACAGCGCGAAGCGGACAAGGAGGCGCGGCGCCCACGGCUGAGUGACGACCAGAGUCAGGUCAUUGCCACGCUGGUGGAUGCCCACCACAAAACCUAUGACGACUCCUACUCAGACUUCUGCCGCUUCAGGCCUCCUGUCCGUGAAGGUCCAGUGACUCGUAGUGCCAGUAGAGCUGCCUCUCUCCACUCCCUGUCUGAUGCCUCCUCUGACUCCUUCAGUCACUCUCCAGAGUCAGUAGACACCAAAAUGAACUUCAACAACCUGCUGAUGAUGUACCACGAGCAGGGCAGUAGCCCUGAUUCCAGCGAGGAAGAGGGCUCCAGCUUUUCUAUGCUGCCCCACCUGGCUGAUCUGGUCUCCUAUAGCAUCCAGAAGGUCAUUGGCUUUGCCAAGAUGAUUCCUGGGUUCAGGGAGCUGACUGCGGAGGACCAGAUUGCCCUGCUCAAGUCCAGCGCCAUUGAGGUGAUCAUGCUGCGCUCAAAUCAGAGCUUCAACCUGGAAGACAUGUCCUGGAGCUGUGGUGGGCCUGACUAUAAAUACCAGGUCAGCGACGUCACCAAAGCGGGCCACACUCUGGACCUGUUGGAGCCACUGGUAAAGUUCCAGGUGGGCUUGAAGAAGCUCAACCUGCAAGAGGAGGAACAUGUGCUGCUGAUGGCCAUCUGCUUGCUUUCUCCAGACCGCCCCGGGGUGCAGGAUCACGCACGGGUCGAAGCCCUCCAGGACCAACUGUCCGAGACCCUGCAGGCCUACAUCCAGCUUCACCACCCAGCAGGACGGCUGCUUUACGCCAAGAUGAUCCAGAAGCUGGCCGACCUGCGUAGCCUCAACGAGGAGCACUCCAAACAGUACCGCUCGCUGUCCUUCCAGCCGGAGCACAGCCUGCAGCUCACCCCGCUGGUUUUGGAGGUUUUUGGCAGUGAAGUCUCUUAGAGCCUCUGAACCUCAGUGGUGGAGAGGAAGCUGGUGAUGAGAUGCGUAGGGGAAAAAAAAAAAGCAAGCAGGCAGGCAGCGAGCGGAGUAUGUGCUGGCUGGACUUAGUGGAGGUGUGGAGUGUAAAGCGUGUGCGCGUGCGUGUGUGUGCGUGCGUGCGUGUGCGUGCGUGUGCGUGUGUGUGCGUGCGUGUGUGUGUGUGGAAGUCCAUUUUGGGAUUAAGACCAAGGUUCUACAGAGAGAAGACAGAUGUUGAGUUAGGUAGUGCAUAAGCAACCUUCAUUCAAUACAAAUUGAACUAUACAUGUAUACAUCAAACAGUGUUUUUGUCUAUUCAAAUCAUCAAACUGCUGCUUGAAAUGCCAGGACAUUUGUGUGUGUGUACGUGCCGUGCACAUAUCAAAACAACAAGCAUACUCAGAGAUUACGUUAGCCAUUCAGUUGAGCUACCUCUUUGUUUUACAUCACAUAUGUGGAACAGUCACUUUAACAAUUUAGACUCCGCAAGGAUGACACUUUGGUUUAUCAGCGCAAAAGCAGUGCCUGCUCUUUUUUUUUUUUUUUAGGUUUAACUUUAUCGUGUCUUUCAUCUGCUUCUCUCCAUGCAGCAUAUGUAUACUCAAACACAUGCCUUUUGCCUUUCACCAAAGGUAUAGUCUACUACUUUCUCACGAAGCUUCCAGUAGCUAAAAAUAACCUUGCUUCUUCAUGGCCUGGUAUUACAAAUGCAGCCAACUCAACAUGCGUGCGAGUUUGUCCCACUAGCCACACAGCCUAUGAAGGAAACGCUCAUAUUUGAGGUUUAUACUGCAGUGCAGAACUUAGUCAGCUUUUUUGUGAGGUUUGGGUAGGACUUUGGGGUGCCUGGUUUUGAGGGGAGAAUUAGCCACUAAAUGUAUUAGCUACUUUUACACUGCUAACUGUCAAUCAAACCAAGCCAGCAUAUUGGCUUGUUACGCUCUUCUAAAAUUGUCUUUUCUUUUUUCUACACUUUUUGUUUAAUUUUUGUUUCCUUGUAAAUAGUUAAUUACUACCACGUGUAUCCUAAGCACUGUUAGCACCCCUUUUACUCAACCCUAUGUCUUAGUAUACAUAGUAUCUAUUAUCACAGAUUUUUAAGGGCUAAAAUGCCAAAUCUUAACUGGAAUAGUAAAAUGAGGCCAAAGCAAGGGGCCCAUCUUGUAAAUAAUAUAGCUGCAUACCAUACUUGGAAUUACAUAUGUAAUUGCAAUGGAUGUUUUCUUUUUGUUUGUUUCAUACGUCAUUUCACCGUUAAAAACAAUUCCAUGAAUUGUUCCUCCUUAGUACACGGCAAGCUCCAUGGGCGCAGAGCUUGGAAAGCUGCUUCAGACCUCCCGGAUAUCAAACUCCUUUUGUUUCUAACAGGGAAGUGGAUUCUAGAAUGUCGGAGAGCCUGGCCGAGAGUGAUUCGCACCUCGAGACCCGUGCCCUCCUGUUUAAUGAUGUAUGCUGCGCAGCCCUCUAGUGGUUGGAUUGUGUUGCUGUACGUAGGGCUACGUAGAUUUUUCUCACGGCAAAUUUAAAAUUAUAAGAAUUUUAUUAUAAGAAAAAGGGUUAUUGUGUAUAUGCAAAAUACAAUAUUUACCCUUUUUUUUAUUUAUCUAUGACGCUAUUCUUGUUUGUUUUGACUUUGAUCAUGUUUUAUGGGUAAGAAUUUGGCUUAAACAGGGAUUGCUUGUAUAUUUGACUAUUUGUUCAGUGGUGGCUUGAUAUAUUUGCUUAAUUUCCAAGGUUAACUUUUUAGAAACGCUGAUCUCUAAUAUAAGCCAUAUAGACUAUUAAGCUAGUUGUACACCUGAUACAUUACAGUGCGUCGUAAUGACCCCAGGGCCUUGGAUAUCCUCAUUAUAUAAUCUUUUAAACUUGUAUGCUUUUUAUCCAUGGCUCUUGGAAGAUGAUAAGCUUGUAUGUGAUAGGAGCUCGUAUGCCUUCUCUCUGCUGUCAAAGUGCUUUCAGUCAUCUUUGGCUUAGGCUUCAUCCUUAUGGCUUAUAAACCAAACUGCCAAGAGAAUUUUAAACGCUUCAGUUUAGGACCAUUAAUGUAUGACUUGCUGCAUGUGGAAUUAUGGUCAAAUGAAUUUGUAUUAAGACAAUUGCCCAAGGGUUUACUCAAAUUCUCCCAAAGUUCAGAUGUUUUCACUACAGCAUCUUGGCAUUAAAAAAAGUAAUUUGCAGAUAUGACGUGAGAGAAAAAUUAUGCUUGUCUUGUAUUUGCUGUUUGAUGGGAGAUCUCAGUCAAUACGGUUCCAAUAGUUCGCCAUAAGGCCUCAUGGGUAAAACCCGAGAGCAGACGAUGAUUACUGUGUGGUCCCAGAGGAAGUCGUUGGGAGAGAGCAUGUGUUUGUUGUCCUGCUGGAUGUGUGUGAAGUUGUGACUGUUUCCUUUUAUUUCUCUGCAACUGUGGCUUUAUUCCGACUCUUCAUCAGUCACGGUGGGACUCAAAAAGGAUCUGCGUAGAAGAGACGGACGAAUUGCUUUUAGAUGUUUGCAUAUUCACAUAAUCAUAAGGACAUCUAAUCGAUAUGCCCCACGAAUCCCCCAACUGUGAUUGAACUUUAAGGAGUUACAGAUUGAGUGUCUUUAGGCAUUACCACUCCUAUGUACAGGAUGUCAGUUUGAUGAGGGAUACGAUGUGCUUGGUUACUGAAUGCUGACUUUUGAAGAUUUUGAAAAGUUUCUACGUUGAUUUCCUCUGAAUACAUACAUUUUGUAUGUAGGUAUGGGUUUGAUUUAGUUCAGUAUCUUUUUUUCAGAUAGAGAUGCAGUGUUUAUUUCUGUAUGUAUUAUACCGCGGGAGGCUUGAUGAACCUUGUAAGUACCACAGGAAGAGUUCCCUCUCCAAAAGAACAGGGUAAAAGAGAAGAAGCUCUUGGGGCUUUGAAAACUGUACAGGAGGAGUGGCGGAUGCAUCAUAUAGCCGCUAAUUGAACAAGUAGAUUUUGGUCAGUACUUACUUUUAAUCUUAAUCGUGAGUGAACCCUCUUUUCCCCUUUUGUAUGACGAUGAUGUGAUUUAAAUGUUGGUUUAAUCACAUCACCAUUCCAUUUCCUAACCAACAUGCAGCACAUAACAUGCAAAUACAGUUAAAUCGAAAUAUGGUGCAUCCACAGCGUUUUCUGUCUUGUUUUAAAAGAAUCCGUAUUUUUUUAACUGCAUUGCGGUUGUUGAAAAUACUGGAAUUUGAAAAACGUACGUCAACUCCGAUGGAUCCAUCUUUGGGAGAUUUCCUCUAGAUUGGCAACAUAAAUCUGUUUUAGGACCUGCAAUACACAACUCAUGGUACACUAUCACCAGCAAGCUUUACUGUAUAUCAUAUUAGUAUCACUUUAUAACAAUUGCCAUUACAAAUCCUGUCAUUAAAAACAUGUAUGAGAUCAUUCAUUUAUAACCAUCUCCCACAUGAAGGCUUUCAAGUCUUUUCUCUUAUUUUUGUUCUUCCCAUUAGGACAGGGAUUGUAAUGGAAUCAACCUAAUUUAGCUCUUACAAAAAGGAGUGUUCACAAUGGAUGUACACCAUAAUUUACCUAAAAACCUACCUCUUUUAGCUCAGAUUUUGCUUUAGCAUUAAGCAUUUGCCUCUGUUUUUACUUUUUGUAAUAUUUGUAUGUUGGUAUUUAUUGCUGUCUAAUGAGUCAUACUUCAAUGAUUACCUCAGAGAUAUCUCACACAUUUGGGAGAAUCCAGCUAAUGAAGUCAUAGUUUUUGUUUUGUUUUUUGUACCCUUUUUUUCUUCUCUGACUUUUUUUUUUUUUCCACGCUCAAAAUACCAGGAGUGUUUUUAAUAUAGUGCCUUCACUCUGACCAACAGGGCUCAGACUGGCUAGAGUGAGGCUGUAUUUACUCUAAAAACAACAUCCUUCUCUACAUCUUUGUGUUUUGGAUAUCUUGGCAAUUUUUUGCAACCGACAAGAUUAAACGGAUUGCCGUGCUGCUGAUAUCGGCCGUAUCUUUAUAGUUCUUGAGUGCGAACUGGAGUGGAGGACUUUGUGGAGUGAAUGCAGUUGAAAAGAAGGAACCUGAAAGACUUUGAGGCAGUAGGAGAAGCGAGAGGUGUGUUUGCGCUCCACUAGGUACUUUUUAGCAUGGUUUCGGCUCUGUAGUACACUAUUGUUAUCUUAUCCCAAUUAUUUGUCCCUUCAUUUCCCCCUUACCCUCUCCGGGCCUCUCCUUCUGUCCUUACGUCUACUCCUGCACCUUCAUCAUUCCCUGCCAAUGGUUGGUCCUUUAAGGGGAAUUAGUAAAAGUUAAAGCCUCAAUAUCCAUGCAAUGCUGCUUUUUAACUUGAGCAUCACAAAGUUGUGUGUUAUUGACACCAAUUAAUGAAGGCAUCGUCCAAAAUGUCAGCCCCCUAGUGGGGCGACAAGCCUCGAGUCCAACACGCAACUUUCUAGUGCUUAUUGGGAAAAACAAAUCUUUUUUGAGAUCACAGUAUCAUAAUGACGGAGAAACUACUCACUUUAGUGUAUUCAUGUCAAACUGCUUCUGGUAAACACUGAAUGAAUAAGAUCCUUUUUAUUGAUCAGUGAAUACUGAGGAACAAUAUUGCCAUGGUCGCGGCUACCCUGAGCUGUGAGGCAUAAUUUAACCCUUUUUAUUCAUGGAGGGUCUUGAUUAAGCUUACCCCCGAUGUUCCCCAUCUUAAUUCAAAUGAGAGGGUUGCCUCUGAAAUUGGCCUCUUAGCACUUAGUUGGCCAUGUGUAUUAAUCUAUAACAGUAAAUUUGAAUUUGGCAUUUCAUUUGCACCCAUUACUGUGAACCCAAAUCAUGCCACUUUCAAUUAAAAUGCCCAAACCAACAAAAGCACUUAAUAUAAUGUUUGUAACACAUGCAUACUGAUCUGAAUUUAUUAGCCACAAACUGCCUGGGUAGAUCAGCAUGCAAUGGCCUCAAUUAUCUAAAAAUAAAGUCAAGUCACCUAAAUUCUAAUGUAAAUGCAAUUUAUGAUGUCUUUUAAAAAAAAAGAAUUUGAAGACCUUCUUUCUAUUAUCAAUUGGUGUUCAUGUAAUGUUAUUUUUGUCAGAUGUUUUGCAAAUCAAGAAUAAACCGUUGUACAUAACAGUG